Molecule: messenger RNA, 1615 nt
Organism: Hevea brasiliensis (rubber tree)
Lineage: Eukaryota; Viridiplantae; Streptophyta; Magnoliopsida; Malpighiales; Euphorbiaceae
Product: probable galacturonosyltransferase-like 1
Exons: 1
Coding region: 133-1221 (362 amino acids)
Cellular component (GO): Golgi apparatus
Molecular function (GO): glycosyltransferase activity
Source: RefSeq, a predicted model, not a curated record
GUUUACUGCCUCAAAAAUCAAUAAUUGAAGUCCUAAAGCCAAAGCUACGUAUCCCCCAUCCAUCUCAUCCACAUAAAAGCCAACACUUCCCCUCUCUUUCUCUUCACUUUCACUUGAAGCCAAGCCUCGCCAAUGCUUAGACUCCCCACGCUUACACUACUCCUUGCCUUUCUCCUCCUGUUCUCUCUCGCUUUAAUCACCAAUGCCGCCACCGCCACCGCCACCAUUACUCAACAAUUCAAAGAAGCCCCACAGUUCUAUAACUCCCCAGAUUGCCCUUCAUUUGAUCAAGAUGACCCUGAUUCGGAAUCAGACUGUGGUGAUGACGAUAGUAUCAUCUUUUGCUCCGAUCAAGCAGUCCACGUAGCAAUGACUCUAGAUACGGCAUACAUACGUGGCUCCAUGGCAGCAAUUCUCUCUGUUCUUCAACACUCUUCUUGUCCCCAAAAUAUUGCUUUUCAUUUCGUCGCUUCCGCCUCCGCUAACGCUUCUCUUCUACGAGCCACCAUCUCCUCCUCCUUCCCUUACCUCAAAUUCCGUGUUUAUACGUUCGAUGACUCGUUCGUUUCCAGACUCAUCUCCACCUCUAUCCGCUCUGCUCUAGAUUGCCCUCUCAAUUACGCUCGCAGCUACUUGGCCAAUAUCCUCCCUUUAGGCGUCCGCCGAGUCGUCUACCUCGACUCAGACCUCGUCCUCGUCGAUGACAUUGCCAAGCUCGCCGCUACUCAGCUGGGUGAAAAAUCUGUUCUUGCAGCUCCUGAGUACUGCAAUGCGAAUUUCACUAUUUAUUUCACACCAACUUUCUGGUCUAACCCUUCUCUAUCACUCACAUUUGCGGAUAGAAAAGCGUGUUACUUUAAUACUGGAGUUAUGGUCAUCGAUCUCUAUCGAUGGAGGGCUGGAGAUUACACUUCAAAGAUUGAGGAGUGGAUGGAGCUGCAAAAGAGAAUGAGAAUAUACGAACUGGGUUCUUUGCCGCCAUUUUUGCUGGUUUUUGCAGGGAAUAUAGUGCCUGUUGAUCACCGGUGGAACCAGCACGGGCUCGGCGGAGAUAAUUUUAGAGGUCUCUGUAGAGAUUUACAUCCGGGUCCGGUGAGUCUCUUGCAUUGGAGCGGUAAAGGGAAGCCCUGGGCUAGACUUGACGCCAACCGGCCAUGUCCUUUGGAUGCUUUAUGGGCUCCAUACGAUCUCUUGCAGACUCCAUUUGCGUUGGAUUCUUGAAGAGAAAGGAACCAUUGCUUCAGUACCAUGAGCAUGAAUAUAAAAAGAUUAUGCUCCUCACCCAGAGAGAGAGACAGCGAGAGGGAGAGAAAGGGAGGGGGGAUGUGACGAGAUCAAGAAUUCAAGAUCAUAUACAGAUAUAUUGAAGCUUAGGCAAGUUGCCUUUGUAGAUGAUUAUACAGGUGUCUUUAUACAUCUAUCAAGAAUUAAUUCUGUUGAAAUUCUGAGUUUGAAAUUGUGAAGCAAGAAUAAGGAAGAACCCAGAAGAGGGGAUUCAUCAACUUUCAUUACAUCUUAGGCAUAUAUAUGCAUGGUUAAUUACAAUUGUAAUCAAAUUUCGCAUAACCAGAGAGCUGUUUUGGAUGUUCUCAUGAAUCAUUAUUUUGUUCUAUAA